This is a messenger RNA of Rhincodon typus (whale shark), 3016 nucleotides long. RefSeq names its product amyloid beta (A4) precursor protein a (gene appa). Gene Ontology annotation, molecular function: signaling receptor binding; heparin binding; transition metal ion binding. Gene Ontology annotation, cellular component: plasma membrane; membrane raft; cell surface. NCBI's taxonomy places the organism in Eukaryota, Metazoa, Chordata, Chondrichthyes, Orectolobiformes, Rhincodontidae. The transcript has 16 exons. Gene Ontology annotation, biological process: axonogenesis; central nervous system development. Bases 3 to 2003 code for a protein of 666 amino acids. The record is from RefSeq and is a predicted model, not a curated record.
AGAUGGAGGUUUAUCCUGAUUUGCAGAUAACAAAUGUUGUUGAGGCCAACCAACCUGUGACAAUCCAGAACUGGUGUAAAAAGGGCCGUAAGCAGUGUAAAGGGCACCCCCACAUCGUAGUUCCUUAUAGAUGCUUGGUUGGUGAGUUUGUCAGUGAUGCCCUCCUUGUCCCAGAUAAAUGCAAGUUUCUACAUCGGGAGAAGAUGGACACCUGUGAGAGCCAUCUGUAUUGGCACACUGUGGCGAAAGAGACCUGUGGUGAUAAGAUAAUGAACCUGCAUGACUUUGGGAUGUUGCUGCCUUGCGGUAUUGAUGAGUUUCGUGGAGUGGAAUUUGUUUGCUGCCCCAUUCCAGAAGAAAACGACAAGAUUGAUGACUCUGACAUGGAUGAAGAGGACUCAGAUGUGUGGUGGGGAGGCGAUGAUGAUGACUAUGCAGAUGGCAGUGAUAAAAUUGUUGAAGAGCAACCAAUAGAGGAUGAAAGUGAAAUUGAUGAUGAAGAUGACGAUGAACUGGAUGGUGAAGAGGCUGAUGACCAGUAUGAGGAUCCCACUGAACAUACAACCAGUAGCACUACUACCACUACAGAGGCCAUUGAAGAAGUUGUGAGAGAGGUUUGCUCUGAGCAAGCAGAAACCGGGCCUUGUCAAGCUAUGUUACCUCGAUGGUACUUUGACAUCAGUGAAGGAAAAUGUGCACAGUUCAUUUAUGGAGGCUGUGGAGGAAACAGAAACAACUUUGCCUCCGAAGAGUACUGUUUGGCCGUCUGUAACAGCGUCAUCCCUACCACAGCUGCCAGCACACCGGAUGCUGUUGACAAGUACCUUGAAACACCUGGCGAUGAGAAUGAGCAUGCUUAUUUCCAGAAGGCAAAGGAGAGGUUGGAAGCCAAGCAUAGAGAGCGUAUGUCAAAGAUAAUGCGAGAAUGGGAAGAAGCUGAGCGUCAAGCAAAAAAUCUGCCAAAAGCUGACAAAAAGGCAGUCAUUCAGCGUUUCCAAGAGAUGGUGGAAUCACUAGAGCAGGAAGCAGCAAGUGAAAGACAGCAGUUGGUAGAGACCCACAUGGCAAGGGUGGAGGCCAUGCUAAAUGAUAGACGCCGUAUUGCAUUGGAAAAUUACCUUGCUGCACUCCAGGCUGAUCCACCCCGGCCCCGACAUGUCCUCAAUGCACUCAAGAAGUAUAUUCGUGCUGAACAGAAGGACAGACAGCACACACUGAAACAUUUUGAGCAUGUCCGCAUGGUUGACCCCAAGAAGGCAGCUCAGAUCAAAUCACAAGUAAUGACUCAUUUACGUGUAAUUGAUGAGCGUAUGAACCAGAGCCUGUCUCUGCUUUACAAGGUUCCUUCAGUUGCAGAAGAGAUCCAGGACGAAGUUGAUGAACUGCUGCAGAAGGAGCAAAGCUACAUUGAUGACUUGGUAGCAAACUCUGUCAGUGACACGCGAAUUAGUUAUGGAAACGAUGCACUGGUCCCAUCUCUCUCUGAGACGAAAACAACAAUAGAACUUCUACCAGAUGACGGAGAGUUUAAUCUUGAUGACUUUCAACCUCUGCAUCCAUUUGAGGUUGACUCCAUCCCUGCUAACACAGAGAAUGAAGUUGAACCAGUUGAUGCGCGGCCAGCACCAGACAGAGGACUAACCACUCGACCAGGCUCUGGACUCACUGGCAUUAAGACAGAGGAGAUAGCUGAAGUAAAGAUGGAGACUGAAUUCCGGCAAGAUUCUGGUUAUGAAGUCCAUCAUCAGAAGCUGGUGUUUUUCCCAGAGGAUGUUGGAUCAAAUAAAGGAGCUAUCAUUGGUCUCAUGGUUGGUGGCGUUGUCAUAGCAACAGUGAUUGUCAUCACCCUGGUGAUGCUGAAAAAGAAGCAGUAUACAUCUAUUCACCAUGGUGUUGUUGAGGUUGAUGCUGCUGUAACUCCAGAGGAACGCCACCUCUCAAAGAUGCAGCAAAAUGGAUAUGAGAAUCCAACGUACAAAUUCUUUGAACAGAUGCAAAACUAAAAAAAAUGCUGACACGUCCGUUCUAAACAGUAGUAUAAUCUCCCAAGCUGGACAGCAUAUGAUAGCUUCUACCGUGUGGUGUUCAGUUUGCCCAAGACACUCCGUGUACCAUUAUUCUGCUCAUUCUCGCCUUUUUUGAACAGCUGUGCUGUAACACAAGUAGAUGCCUGAACUGGAAGAAGCGAAAAUUAAGAAACGAAACAAAUGUAUUCUUGAUGAGCAUUUUAACUGUUUCACUACAUGAUUAUUAAUGAAUGUUUUUUUGUGAAUUGUUAGGAUUUCUCUGUACUUAGUGCAUGAUGAUAUUUGUCUCCUACCCAAUUGCUAUUUAUCAUGUAGUUUGUUAGCAGGUUGUACUGUAAUCUUGUGAUUUUGUGCAGAUUAUGAAGUCCUCCUUAAAUUGCGACAUGCUUUAAAAUAUUCGUGCUAAAGUCGGUGGGGAGGGGUUAUGUGGGUGCUUCUGUCUUGGUCAGUUUUAACUGCUUUGCAGGUGAGCGGAUACCAUGCUGGUUUGGUAUUUCUUUUUUUGAGGUGGGUGGGUGGGAGGGAUGGAAUAGGGCAGAGAGAUGAGAAAAAGCAGGCUUACUAUGCAGUAAAAUUGUAGUGUUAGUGUUGAUUAUUCCAGGUAACACAACAGGACAUUUUUUUUCUUUGCAAGGGAGCUGCUGUUAAACUGAAUCUUCUUCGAUGCUGUACAGUGUCUGUGAGCUGCAGAAUAAAGGAAAUGUCUGAUUUCUUGUGCCUGUGUUUUGUGUACCAAUUUCAGCGUCAUUUACUUCGAAUCUUUUACCCAUGUUAAUCUUUGAUUCUUUUUCUGAAUGUAACUAUAUUAGAUGUGUCCCUGUGACCUGCAUACCCCCAUGACAGAGCAAGCAACUUCAUGGGGACAUGCUCGAAGCAGAUGUAUAUACUGAGAUGUGCUCUCAGUGAUAAGAUGGGUUGUACAGAUGUAGCUUUAAGAAUGGCUUUCUACAAUGUAUUACAUAAAUAAAUUUAACACGAUUCUUAAUGAA